Molecule: messenger RNA, 4261 nt
Organism: Schistocerca nitens (vagrant locust)
Lineage: Eukaryota; Metazoa; Arthropoda; Insecta; Orthoptera; Acrididae
Product: zinc finger protein 354A-like
Exons: 4
Coding region: 179-1342 (387 amino acids)
Source: RefSeq, a predicted model, not a curated record
UAUAUGAUGUAUAUAUACAGUCUUUUGCGACUGUCAUCAAAGUCUUAUUUAUACCAUGAGCGUUUCGCUGUAUGUUGAAGCAUCUUCAGUGGUCAGGUUUUUUCGUUUCCUACUUUGUACUUAACGUUGAUCUACACACAGGGGCGACUUCUUCUGUGUUUCAGAGUUUUGUUAAAUAAUGGAAUCCCAAAAAGCACUGUGUGAAGUGUGCGGUAAAACUUUUAUGUUCAGGAAGAAUUUGUACAAACAUAUGAGACAUUGCCACGACAUGGACGUAAAUUUAAAUCUGGAGUUUUAUGAAAUAAUGGAAUCUCUAAAAGCACUGUGUGAAGUAUGUGGUAAGACUUUUACGUUCAGGAAGAAUUUAUACAAACAUAUGCGAAAACGACACAAUGUCGAUGUAAAUAAUAAGGAUAAAGAGAGGUGUAAGAUUUGUGGCAAAAUGUUUUCGAGCGUCGCAGCACUACGUCGUCACAUCAGAAUACACAGUAUAGCAUGCAGAAAGGUAUCGUGCACAGAGUGUAAUGAUUUUAUGUGCCGUUCGAUGCGAGACCUAAGAAACCAUCUAGAAUGUCAACAUGGAAUUAAGAUUAAAAGAGAAGAAAUGGAGUUUGAAUCUAUGGAACAGUUCCUUCAGUGGAAAAUAAAGAUGGAAGGUGAAAAGUGUGUCUCAUUUGUAAAGAAAGGUGGUGGGAUAAUAGACCCAGAGAAGUUCAAAACUUAUUAUUUCUGCCACCGUUCAGGAAAUGUCAUAAAAUCAGGUAUGGGCCUAAGGCUGAGGGGGCCGUCAGUCAAAAUUGGCCGCACGUGUCCUGCAUCUUUGAUAGUGACAAAGAUGCCAUCAGGAAAAGUCAGUGUCCAGUUCUAUGCGACACACACAGGCCACAACUUCUCUGUGGGUUCACUGCACCUCACUCCUGCUGAUAGAGCAAUGGUUGCUGACUUAAUUGCAAGUGGACUAUCAGACACAGAAAUUUUAAAGAAAAUAAGAGAUGGUGCCCAUGACAGUUGCUUUAAAAGGGUGCAUAUGUUAAAAAGGAAAGACAUUUAUAAUAUAAAAAAACAGUAUAAACUAGAUACUUCUUUAAAUAGGAAAGAAGUAGUUAGUGUGGAACAGCCAUCAUCAGUUAUCAACAUUGAGAACUUGCAAACUGCAGCACAGAACAGAUGUCAGCUGCUAAAAGAAAUUAUGGCAAGUGUUGGCAAUGAAAACAUUGGUCAUUAUAUUGAGUCACUGGACAGACUAAUACGACAAGUCGCUGUAACUAUUGCAUCUCAGAAACAGAAUUUUAGUGGUAGACAAGAACUCCCUGGACCUCUACAUGACCAUACGUAUGUCUGACCCAUUAGUUCCCAUAACAAUUUUUGUCUGAUUUUAAAAAUUCUUACUAUUUUGUUGUCUUAUCUUAGUUAAUUACAAAAUUGUUAUUAAGAUAAAAUUUAGAUAAAUAAUGCCCACAGAACAGAGCAACAAUGAAUGUGGGCAGUGGGAAUAGGUUAAAAUUUCUUGUUAUAACCAGCUUUUGUGAUACUUAAUUUGAAUUCAAAUAUUUAUUCAGUGCUGUUUGCUGAUAAACAACACUUAAACAUUUCUUGUUGUUCUUCCAAAAAAAUAUUUUAUACUUUUAAUGGACAAGAAAUCAAAUUUCAGAGUCAUUAUUAUUAUUAUUAUUAUUAUUGUUAUUACAAAUAUGAAGUGGAAGUACUAAAAAAUUAUAAGAUACACUUGCAUCAUUUUGCAUGCUGAAAGCUUUUGAAACAAUGAAUACGGCACCCGACGCCACAUUUUUUACAUACAUUAUUUGAACAAAAAGCACAUCGAAUUUGGGUUGAGUACAUUAUUUUUUCCAUCUAACACCACUUCGUCAGCCACAUUCCACUUUCUUUUUGACUUCUCUAAGUUCUUCAGGGGACAAUCUUCUAAGAUUACUUUGACGAUAGCCCAGAUGAAACCCAACAUAUAAAGUCCAAGUUCACCUGCUUUGCAUCUAGGAGUCUGUCUGUACAGCAGCCACUCUUAGUUCAUGCUGCAGUUUAAGAGAGAUUCUAGUAAUAGCCAAUACGAUUUGAUUCCUAAUGCUUAUGCAAAGGCAGCAACAUCUUGAGUGGGACAAUCCUCCCCUCCCAUCUACGUAAUAGAAGAUGCAAUAUGAACUGGUUGUGGUACUGUUAUUUCACUUUUAUCUGCAUUUGACCAUCUGUUAGCUGAACAUCAGCUUAUGUUAACCUACAUUAAUGACAUUAUUGUUAUUAUACUGUACAAUAGUAAUCUCUGAGUUCAGAUCAUUUAUCUGAUGGGAAAAAAAACACAUUCUUGUUUUUUUUUCAUGAAGUUGCAUGUAAGGAUAGAAGCACCAUCUACUCUUUUUCACUCUAACAGUUCCUGUUCAGUCAUGACCCCCCCCCCCAUUCUUUUUAGGGUUUCUAGAAACCUGAGAAAGGUAAAGAAAUUAUCAAAGUAUACACUGUAGGUAUUAUGAUCUGAUUGAUCACAAACUGAUUUCCCUACGCCUAAUGAUGGCAUUGUUACCUGCACAGACACCUUGAUAAAAUGUGCCACAUAUCCCAGAAGAGUGCAUAAACUCCACACUUUAUAGCCAAAAUGCACAGGUUUGCCAUGUGUCUGCUGUUUUUUACUGUGAUGAGCAAAUUGGGGAACAAUACUUUCAUCACUACUCAAAUUAGCGUCCUGAAGGAAAGCAUUAAAAAACAUUUAGCAUGUACCACAAAGAUUUAUCUUGGCAAACUUUUCAUUGGAUUCAAGUCUAGAGUUGUCACAGGCAUGUAAAUAUUUCAAAAUAUCUGUAAACUUCUUCCUGCUAAAACUUUUGAGACUCCUGGAGGAUGAGAAUUACCGGACCCUUCCAAAUACAUUCUACAGGAGAUAGCAUUAUAACCGCUAAGAAACAAAAUACCAAUGAAAACUUUUGUAUCACUUUCAGUAACCUCACCUACACAUUUACAUUUUCUUUGGCAAAAUUUUAGUACAAGAAGUAAUGAAACAAACAUCCUCAUUAAAAAAUAUUUCAGAUAAUAGCAAAAGAGAAAAGUCUUUCUGUAGCCAUUGUUUUUGGUUCCAUGUACAUUCUGGAGUCAAAGGAAUGGCCUGCUUCCACAAGCACUUGGAUGGCAGCUGCGAUUUAUUUUUUGCACCUAUCUUUGAGGAAAUUUCAGAAGUGAUUAUAGUAGACUCACUGUCCACAGAAGCCUUGCUUGGUGGUAGUUAUAACUGCAUAUCUACUGGAAAACAUACAUUGUCUAUUUCUUCAUUUACUUCAUUACUUUCAUCAGAUGACUGAUUUCAUACUCUUAAUCUUCAGGAGUGCAGUGCUCAUAACUUAGAUGAGUGUGUUCCAGUGGCUGUAAUAUGAUAUGUGCAUCUAUAAUCUAAUUCUUUUCCUCCAAAAUGACAAAGAUUUUGUCUAGCAUCAAUUGUUAUGAAAUAAAAUAAAAAAAUAUAUUAAUUUGGAGCAACCAUUCCCACCAUGGCCACUGCCCACAAAUAUGGGCAUGUACAAGGGUUAUUCGGAAAGUAAGGAAUGAUUGGUCAUGAAAUGGAAAAUAUAAUGAAAUCUGAUGGAGCUUUGCACAGAAGCGCUGGGCACAGUGUCUAGUACACCCGUCAGUCGCAUCGUGUCGCUCUUUUCAGUUCUGAGCUCACAGUGAGAACGUAAAGAUGGCUAGAAAUUAGCACCUCCCGCCAAGUAUGAGGGCCCGGUGAAAGAUUUUGCCUGAAUCUAUGCAAUCCACAUAACAUAACUGUCAUGUGGUUCGUUCUACAUGACAAUUCUCUGCCACACUCUGCACGGGCAAUGAUGAUGCUCCUGCAGCGUUUUCGAUUGGAAGUGUUUGAUCACCCACAAUACAGCCUGUAAUUGGCUACCCCUGAGGUUCAUCUCAGCUCAAAUGUACCGCUAGAUAUGAAGACAAUAUUUCGACACAGAGAACAAGCUGCAGCCCAGAGUAGAAGAUAGCUGGAAAGCACUGGCGGUUGUCUUCUAUAUUGAGGGAAUUGAAAAGUUGGUACAACUCUACGACAGAUGUCUAAGUCUGAGCGGCGAUUGUGUAGAGAAGUAGCUGGAAGGUGUAGCUAACCAUUGCAAAUAAAACAGUUUUGAUUAUCACUGUGGUUUCCAUUUAGUGACCUAUUGUUCCUUACUUUCUGAAUAGCCCUCAUAUGUUCUCGUGGGUAUUGUGAAAUACACAUUAUCAUUAUUGAAUAUUGACCCUUUUUAGUUGUUACAAUGGAUGCUUAUAAAUA